AUGGAUCUGGAAUGGAUCAGCAGUCGCAAACAUCCAAAUUUCUUCCGCCUAACGUCAAUAAGCCAGCUUUUCCGGCUGACGGUACUAGAUGGACAUCCGUCGACGGCGGAGCCAGCGGGCACCGCCCAGGAACGGACCUGCUUCCCCGGGAUUUUGGGCUUCAAUCGAGGCAGGCGUGGGGCAGCAUGCUGGGCGUCAUGUGCAGCAGCUGUCGGGCAUGUGCGGCCCAUGCUGCUGCCGCGGCCGGCGCUGAGGAUCCUGGAGCGGCAGCCGUGCUCCUGCGCCGCCGAGACCUGCGGCUGCUGCGCCAGCAUAGACCUCCGCUACAUCAACUUCAGCGAGAAAGGAUGUAUGAACUUCACAGUCGCACUGAAAGACCUCUCGGUUAAACUGGACUUGUUAGUAAAUGACAAAAGUAUAUAUCGGACUGGACUCUCAGCCCGCAACCCGCCGCCGCUGUGCGUGCCGCUGCCGAUGCUGCCGGCGGUGGCGCUGUGUGUGCGCGUCUACGACAUCCACUGGGAGGACGGCGCGCUGCACGUGUGCGCCAACCUGGAGGCGACCGUCUUCUCGACGCCAGCGCUCGUCAUCCCCUUCGACUGCAUCCGGCUGGGUCCGGGGGGCGUCGACCUGGUGCGGCCCAGCGCCUCCACGUCGCAGUUCGGCCUCUUCCCGCACGCCCCCAGGGACCCUUCGCAGCGGAUCGCCGCCUCUCCAGUGCCCACCAGCAGGCGGCCGUGA
Molecule: messenger RNA, 741 nt
Organism: Schistocerca piceifrons (Central American locust)
Lineage: Eukaryota; Metazoa; Arthropoda; Insecta; Orthoptera; Acrididae
Exons: 4
Coding region: 1-741 (246 amino acids)
Source: RefSeq, a predicted model, not a curated record